Camellia sinensis is the source of this 677-nucleotide messenger RNA. Lineage: Eukaryota; Viridiplantae; Streptophyta; Magnoliopsida; Ericales; Theaceae. The record is from RefSeq and is a predicted model, not a curated record.
UUUUUGAAUACGUGGAAAAAACGCUCAAAGAAAAUGGGCACAUGGUUAUUGUGAUAGCUGAAGGAGCCGGACAGGAGUUCCUUUCAGGGAGCUUGCAGCCUGGGGAAGAGAGAGAUCCUUCUGGGAACAGGCAACUCCAAGAUGUUGGGUUGUGGAUUUCUAAUAGGAUCAAGGAACAUUUUGCAAAACGAAAUAAGAUGGUUCUUACUCUUAAAUAUAUAGAUCCUACAUACAUGAUCCGGGCUAUUCGAAGCAAUGUAGCUGACAAUGUGUAUUGUACACUCAUUGCUCAGAGUGCUGUUCAUGGAGCUAUGGCCGGGUACACAGGCUACACAAGUGGGCUUGUUAAUGGCAGACAAACUUAUAUUCCUUUCUAUUUGGUAUUAUAUAUUAUCUAUGAAGUGGAGCAUUCUGUAAGGAGGAUCUUGAUGCAACUGAAUAAAAGAAUAACUGGUAUUUAUUGUUGCACAAGCUACUCACAGAAAUGGGAAAACUUGAUGCCCUGAUUAUAUAAAGCAGAUACCUUCAUUUCUACUUUGAUUCAUUUGGUAUUAUUUCUUCUAAGUCAAUUAUAAACCUUGUUUUGAUGAUUUCUAAAUGAUCAAUACAAGAUCGAUAAUUAACAUUUGACUAUCCCCCUUUUUACUAAUAUUUAAUCCCAAUAUUCAUGCAUUACU